Cylicocyclus nassatus is the source of this 1152-nucleotide messenger RNA. NCBI's taxonomy places the organism in Eukaryota, Metazoa, Nematoda, Chromadorea, Rhabditida, Strongylidae. The record is from the annotation of a GenBank genome assembly.
AGAGAACUGGUUUAACUCGGGCACGUUGACCGUAGGGUUGAUUUCUACAUUCCUCUAAACAUGUGUCAUCUUACCUGGUCGCGUUUGAUGAGCGCAGUUACAUACUACAGCAUCUUGGGGACGUUCAUUUGCACGGCGAUUCUGCUCGGUACGACAUUCAUCAUCGUUCUCGACAUUAUCGAUGAGAUUGGCGAAUUUCAAUCAGAUGUUGAAAAGGAUCUCGAUCAGUUCAAGAGCUACGCUGAUGAUGCAUGGACAACGAUGAUGAGCGCUAAGCUAGCGCAACCUCAAAGAUCGGUCUUCUUCGACACUGUCGUUCGUGUCAGGAAACAAGCAGGUUACGUGGUUGCAGGUGGUGGAGAUAGUUUUGGUGGUUGUCAAUGUGCGGCUCAAUCAACAGGUUGCCCACGUGGUCCUCCAGGACCACCCGGACAAGCAGGAGCACCAGGACUUGAUGGUGAACCAGGUAUACCUGGACAUUCCGGAAAUGUCGGACAGGGAGCACCACAUCCAACUGGAGGAGCAUGCAUUCAAUGCCCAGCAGGACCACCCGGACCUCCUGGACCUAGUGGUGCACCCGGUCCUGCAGGACCUCCCGGAAAUUCAGGAAGUGACGGGCAAGGAAGUAGUGCAGGCGCCCCCGGACCUGCUGGAGCUCCUGGCGCACCCGGAGCUAAUGGAAAUCCAGGAAGACCUGGACAAGAUGGAGCUCCCGGAUCACCAGGAACCCGCUCAUUCUCAGCACCUGGCCCAGCUGGACCACCAGGACCACCAGGAGCACCAGGAAAUCCCGGCCAAGACGGAGGACAUGGAGGCGUUGGAGCACCCGGACCAGCAGGACCACCGGGACCAGUCGGACAACCUGGAGCACCGGGAGUACCUGGAGGUGUGGGACAAGCUGGAGCGAAUGGUUCACCAGGACAUGAUGCAGCAUAUUGUCCAUGUCCGCCCAGAACUGCCGGAUUUAGCGGUGUUGGAGCAGGUGCAAGCAGCGGGCUCACCGGUUCUGGAGGAGGUUCUGGAGGAGGCCAAAAUGGAUUUGAGAUUACUACUACACUCCAAGGUGGAGGUGGUGGCAACUUCGCCGGAGGUGCUGGUGGCAGCACUCAUGGUAAUAAUGGACCAUAUAAGAAACGUGUUCUUGUGUACUAA